This is a messenger RNA of Frieseomelitta varia, 3518 nucleotides long. RefSeq names its product matrix metalloproteinase-14-like. Gene Ontology annotation, cellular component: extracellular matrix. Bases 174 to 1688 code for a protein of 504 amino acids. The record is from RefSeq and is a predicted model, not a curated record. Gene Ontology annotation, molecular function: metalloendopeptidase activity; zinc ion binding. Gene Ontology annotation, biological process: collagen catabolic process; extracellular matrix organization; proteolysis. The transcript has 9 exons. NCBI's taxonomy places the organism in Eukaryota, Metazoa, Arthropoda, Insecta, Hymenoptera, Apidae.
AAUUUGUUCACCUGUUGCAGAACUACCUGUCUCAGUUCGGCUACCUGCAACCAAUUAAUCCAACAAGUGGCGGAAUCAUAUCACAGGACACGCUCUCGAAAGCGAUCUCCGAGUUCCAAGCAUUCGCCGGACUGAACAUAACAGGUGACUUCGACGAGGAAACGUACAAGCUAAUGGCACUGCCAAGGUGCGGCGUUAAGGACAAGGUUGGCCCCGGUUUUGGAAGAUCGAAGCGGUACGCUCUUCAAGGCUCGAGGUGGCGCGUGAAGAAACUGACCUACAAGAUCAGCAAGUAUCCGCGAAAUCUGCCGCAGCACAAGGUCGACGCCGAGCUGAACAAGGCGUUCAAAGUAUGGUCGGAAUACACGGAUCUCGUUUUCAUUCAGAAGAAGUCCGGCCAGGUCCACAUUGAGAUCAGAUUCGAGAAGGGCGAGCACGGCGACGGAGAUCCUUUCGACGGGCCUGGCGGCACUUUGGCACACGCUUACUUCCCCGUGUACGGCGGUGAUGCCCACUUCGACGACGCGGAACAAUGGAGCAUCGACAGUUUCCGUGGGACGAAUCUCUUUCAAGUAGCGGCGCACGAGUUUGGCCAUUCCCUUGGCCUGAGCCACAGCGACGUCAAGGCUGCCCUGAUGGCGCCCUUCUACCGCGGAUACCAACCCUACUUUCGUCUGGACGACGACGACAUUCAGGGUAUUCAGGCUCUCUAUGGAAAGAAAACGACGAGCACCAGUGGCGUUCCAAGUGGGCCAAGAUAUACCACCACUACCACGGCACCGCCCAGCGAAGAAGACUCGGAACUUUGCACAGAUCCAAAGGUCGACACGAUGUUCAACUCUGCGGAGGGACACAUGUACGCGUUCAAAGGCGAUUAUUACUGGAGACUAACAGCGGAUGGUGUGGCAGUCGGCUACCCUAAACUCAUUUCACACUCGUGGAAGGGACUACCAGGGGACAUAGACGCUGCGUUUACGUACAAAAAUGGGAAGACUUACUUCUUCAAGGGCUCGAAAUACUGGCGAUACGUAGGCAAAAGGAUGGACGGUGAUUAUCCAAAGGAAAUCAGCGAAGGUUUUACAGGUAUCCCGGACAACAUCGACACCGUGACCGUUUGGACUGGAAACGGCAAGAUCUACUUCUACAAAGGCACGAAAUUCUGGAGGUUCGACCCUGCUCAAAAGCCACCGGUGAAGAACACCUAUCCGAAACUGAUCUCAAACUGGGAGGGCAUCCCAGAUAAUCUCGACGCCUCUAUCGUCUAUCGUGGUUACACGUACUUCUUCAAGGGAGACGCUUACUACCGAUUCAACGACAGGACGUUUUCCGUGGACGUUGCUGAUCCAGCAUUCCCUAGAUCGACGGCGUACUGGUGGUUCGGAUGCAGAUCAGCGAACAAGGGAACGUUAGGUAAUGUCCAGUGGCUUCGUGAAAAUCCCGAAGACACGUUUCCGCAUGACGGCAUCCUGGAGCCCGACGACGGUGAUUCUGUUGAGAACGAUGACAGACGCGGUGACGUCGGAGACAUCAUUUUAGACGCAGGCGAAACGGACGAGCAGCUAGUCACGUCAUCCAAUCAGGACGCGGACUCUGCGGCGGGAGAUAGUUUCACGUCGUCGUCGUUAUCGUGGUAUUUCCCGCUCAGUUUGAUGACCAUGAUCUUCGCUAAAAUUAUUGCCACUACGUAAGGGACAGAGAUGAUUUAUUUGUUGGAAAAUAUAAAGUGAUGGGGAUCAUCAUCAACGAUGGGAAAACUAGUAGAGAUAAUUAAUCAAACGGACCACGGCGGGGGGAGGGAAGUGUGAACUCAAAGUGUAUCGUACGCGGAGAAUGGAAACUGUGCCAAAAUAGUGGCAGUGUGUUAAUCGUGGGUGAUAAUCUUCUUCGAGGUCAACGAACGUGUCGAAGAGCGAGAUUCUUUGUUCGUUAUUACUUUAAUCUCACAAUCAUUCCGAUCGAAGCAACUUUGCGCGUCUAGUUGUUUGAAAAAAAGUUGUUUGCUUCGUUUCCUAGAUAAAUAAGUAUUCUCCGCAGCAUGUUUCUCAAGAUGUGUUAAGAUUUUACGUUUCGUUGUUAAGCGAUCGUUUCUUGCGUAUCAGACAUGCUGUACAUACGAUAUAUGUAAAAUACACGAAAUUAUGGACAUGUAAAAUAUGUUUAUACAUAAUAUUUUAAGUCGCAUGCAAUAUUAUGUCAUCAAACUUUUUACACUGCCUAUUUAUUCUUUAUUCGUACAUCGUGAUUUGUAUAAACAUUAACGUCCAAGGCACUUAUUUUGCGUGUAUCCAUGCAGGACAUAGGUUUAAAAAAAGAACUGAGACAUGCUGUAACAUGACAGAUAGCGGAUAAAGAUAACAGUCAAUUGGUUUCUUGACUGACAGUAUUAUGAGUAUUGUAGAGUUUUCAUUACUUCUCUUACAAAAGUAUAAUACCUGUCAGAAUGUAAAGAAAUGCAAAGAAUUAUGGGAACCUUGAAAUCAUGAAUUCAUAAUUUGCUGUAUUGAAAAUUAAAAAAGCCUAUGAAAACAUCUAUAAUACUUAUGGUAAUGACUGUAUCACAAGUGCCUUAAAAUGUUUUGAAAAUAUUGUAGUAAAGCGCAGCUUUCUUAUAUAAGUUUCUAUUAUUUUGUUGUUAUUAUUGCUUAUUAAUUAACACCAAUCACUAUAAUUUUCUUUCCCUCCACAACAUAUCUUCUUUUAAACUUCCUACAACUUUUAUUAUGCAAUAGAACUAUAAUAAAUGAUGUUUAUAGUAAUUACAUUUUCAUUUCAGAUAAUGUUAUAAAUAUGAGAUUUAAUGUAAUACGUGAAAAGCAAUAAUUUUUAUUAAUUCAAGAAUAACUAUUUGUAUUAUCCUUUAAAACCAAAAUGACAUAAAGGCAAUAAUGUAUAGUGUGCGUAUAUGCACUUCAUAAAAUAUGUGUGCAUUAUGUAUUGUAAAUUUUAGUUCAUAUCUACAUAUAUUAUUUAAACAAAAUUAAGUUAAAAACUACAUUAAUGUAAAAAGUAUUAAAUAUUGCAAAAUAUAAACGGCAUUUACAAUUCAUAAUGUACAUAUAUCUUUAUAAUGAUAUUAAUGACAUUACCAUGUUUCUUUACAUUCUAAGAAAUGUUUUCAUAAUUUUGUUAUAAAUAAAUGAUUAAGUACUUAAAAAUGAUCUAGCAUUUAAGGAAAAAUAAAGCACAAAAAGCCUUGUACAGUUUUUUAACACUUGUUGAAUAAAUAAUUUUUCAAAAAGAAAAGUGUCACACAUAUGAAAAUUUUAUACUAUGAUUUAAUUUAUAUGAAAUAUUUAAAUUAAAGAGUAUUCAAUACACAAAUACAAGGUGCAUUUAACGCAAUACAAAGUACAAGGCCUUUAUUUGUGUUUUGUUAGGCCACCAGGAUGAUUCAUAUUGAAACUUGCCACAUUGUGCUAUGUCCUGGCAUUGUACAGUAUCAAUAAUAAAACGUACAUUCAUUUUAACUAAUGCUUAUUUUAAAAAAAUAAAUAAAAUAUUUGAUCAUUACCAAAUUA